AUGUCUGCCACACGUCUCAUGUUUUUGCUCUCUUUCUUUUUCUUUUUCGCGCUGAGCAGACUUAAGGAUAGCAUGGCAGCUGUGCUGGAUCCCUCACAUAAGACAACAAGUGCCCCCAAGAAACGUGCCAACAAGUCGAUCUCACCGCCCGAGUGCGGCCGAGUCAAGCCCUUCCGCACGCAGGACGACGCCGCCAAGGCCAUACCGUCAGCAAUGCUGCAAACAGAGGCUAAAGAGCAACACCAGGGCUGCUGGGCCGGUACCAGCAAGGGCUUCCCAACCCUAGCGACCGCCGAAGCCAGGAAAUUACACGCGCCGAUGUCCCUCGCAAGUUUGAGCUCCACAGGCAGCAAGAAAUUGGGGGCGGUCGCCAGCGCAGUAGGGGUGCCUCGCGCUUCCUUCGAUGACCUCGGUGGCAAAGAUGGCAGAGGCACCAGCGAAGAAUCCAAGAAACCGGCGCAGGCGACAAAAUCCAGUGCAGAAAGGCGCUGCAAUGGAUUUCCGCCACGCUGGUCCUGCCUUUUGCUUCUGGCUCUCGUCGCCGUCUUGCUCACCGCGGUCGCGCUCGCAUUCCUCGUCUAUCUCCUGGACGGCGCAAAGGACACCCCCAUUGUACGGGUGUGCCACACGCACGAGUGCCACGAGUACGGCCGGCGGCUGAGCAGCUCGCUUAACGAGUCGGUGCGGCCCUGCGACAGCUUCACGCAGUUCGUGUGCGACGGAUGGAGGCGCGAGAACGAGCUCGGCACCUACGAGCUACUCGUCGCGCAAGGGCUGGAGUCCGUGACGCGCACGUUGGAUGCCAUAACCGUGCCGCAGGCCCGCAACAGUCCAUGA
Messenger RNA from Dermacentor silvarum, 837 nucleotides. RefSeq lists its product as uncharacterized. Gene Ontology annotation, biological process: proteolysis. The record is from RefSeq and is a predicted model, not a curated record. Gene Ontology annotation, molecular function: metalloendopeptidase activity. The transcript has 4 exons. Bases 1 to 837 code for a protein of 278 amino acids. Lineage: Eukaryota; Metazoa; Arthropoda; Arachnida; Ixodida; Ixodidae.